Molecule: messenger RNA, 414 nt
Organism: Ruditapes philippinarum (Manila clam)
Lineage: Eukaryota; Metazoa; Mollusca; Bivalvia; Venerida; Veneridae
Exons: 1
Coding region: 1-414 (137 amino acids)
Source: RefSeq, a predicted model, not a curated record
AUGCGUAACAACAUAGUGUUCGGUAAUAUAGAGGAGGCCCUCCCAGGGGAAACAGAAAAUGCAGAAUCUGUAGUGCGUGACUUCUUAGUCAGUAAGAUGAAAUUGGCUAGUGAUUUGGUUAGUGAAAUGAAAUUUGAACGUAUUCAUAGAAUGGGCGAGAAAAGACCGGGAAAAAAUCGACCGAUUGUAGCAAAAUUCAACUUAUUUAAGGAGCGCGAGCUUGUAAGAAGGGCUGGUAGUGCACUUAAAAGUACACCAUACUUUAUCCAUGAACAGUUCCCGAAGGAAGUAUCUGACAAACGUAGAAAACUCGUACCCAAGAUGAAGGAGGCGCGGAACAAGGGGUCAAGAGCCUGGAUCUCUUACGACACUUUGUUCAUUGACGGGAAACCUUUCAAGGACAGCGCCAACUAG